AUGGCGGGCCCAGGCCCGGGCGCGGCUCUAGAGUCCCCUCGGCAGCUGCUGGGCCGCGUGCGCUUCCUGGCGGAGGCAGCGCAGAGCCUCCGCGCCGGACGGCCGCUACCAAAGGCGUUGGCCUUCGUGCCGCGCGAGGUGCUCUACAAGCUUUACAAGGACCCGGCGGGACCCUCGCGCGUGUUGCUGCCGGUGUGGGAGGCGGAGGGCCUGGGGCUGCGCGUGGGAGCCGCGGGCCCCGCCCCUGGUACCGGCUCCGGGCCCCUCCGCGCUGCCCGCGACAGCAUUGAGCUCCGGCGCGGCGCCUGCGUGCGUACUACCGGAGAGGAGCUGUGCAACGGCCACGGGCUCUGGGUGAAGCUGACCAAGGAGCAGCUGGCAGAACACCUGGGCGACUGCGGACUGAACGAAGGCUGGCUGCUGGUGUGCCGACCGGCCGAGGGCGGGGCCCGCCUCGUACCCAUCGACACACCUGACCAUCUUCAGCGGCAGCAGCAGCUCUUUGGCGUGGACUACCGACCUGUGCUCAGAUGGGAACAAGUAGUGGACCUGACAUACUCUCAUCGCCUUGGAUCAAGGCCCCAGCCAGCCGAGGCUUACACGGAAGCUGUACAGAGGCUACUCUAUGUGCCCCCGACGUGGACCUACGAGUGUGACGAAGACCUGAUCCACUUCUUGUACGACCACCUGGGCAAGGAAGAUGAGAACCUGGGUAGCGUGAAGCAGUAUGUGGAGAGCAUAGACGUUUCCUCCUACACGGAGGAGUUCAAUGUGUCCUGCCUGACGGACAGUAAUGCAGACACCUACUGGGAGAGUGAUGGUUCCCAGUGCCAGCACUGGGUACGGCUUACCAUGAAAAAGGGCACCAUUGUCAAGAAGCUGCUGCUCACAGUGGAUACCACAGAUGACAACUUUAUGCCUAAGCGGGUAGUGAUCUAUGGAGGCGAAGGGGACAACCUGAAGAAGCUGAGUGACGUGAGCAUUGAUGAGACCCUGAUCGGGGAUGUAUGUGUCCUGGAGGACAUGACCGUUCAUCUCCCAGUCAUCGAGAUCCGCAUCGUGGAGUGCCGAGAUGAUGGGAUUGACGUGCGUCUUCGAGGGAUCAAGAUCAAGUCAUCUAGACAGCGGGAACUAGGGUUAAAUGCAGACCUGUUCCAGCCAACCAGUCUGGUGCGAUACCCACGCCUCGAAGGCACUGACCCUGAAGUACUGUACCGCAGAGCUGUUCUUCUGCAGAGAUUCAUAAAGAUCCUAGACAGUGUCCUACACCACCUGGUACCUGCCUGGGAUCACACGCUUGGCACCUUCAGUGAGAUUAAGCAAGUGAAGCAGUUCCUGCUGCUAUCACGCCAAAGGCCAGGGCUAGUGGCCCAGUGCUUGCGUGACUCAGAAAGCAGCAAGCCCAGCUUCAUGCCACGCCUGUACAUCAACCGGCGCCUUGCCAUGGAACACCGUGCCUGCCCCUUAAGGGACCCUGCCUGCAAGAACGCAGUCUUCACCCAGGUUUAUGAAGGCCUCAAGCCCUCUGACAAGUAUGAAAAGCCCUUGGACUACAGGUGGCCCAUGCGCUAUGACCAGUGGUGGGAGUGUAAAUUCAUUGCAGAAGGCAUCAUUGACCAAGGGGGUGGUUUCCGAGAUAGCCUGGCAGACAUGUCAGAAGAGUUGUGCCCUAGCUCAGCAGACACCCCUGUGCCUCUGCCCUUCUUUGUGCGCACAGCCAACCAGGGCAAUGGCACUGGUGAGGCCCGGGACAUGUAUGUGCCUAAUCCCUCCUGCCGAGACUUUGCCAAAUAUGAAUGGAUUGGACAGCUGAUGGGGGCUGCCCUUCGGGGUAAGGAAUUCCUGGUCCUGGCUCUGCCUGGUUUUGUAUGGAAGCAGCUCUCUGGUGAGGAAGUGAGUUGGAGCAAGGACUUCCCAGCUGUGGACUCUGUGCUGGUGAAGCUCUUGGAAGUGAUGGAAGGAAUGGACAAGGAGACAUUUGAGUUCAAAUUUGGGAAGGAACUAACAUUCACCACUGUACUGAGUGACCAGCAAGUAGUAGAGUUGAUCCCCGGGGGUGCAGGCAUCAUAGUGGGAUAUGAAGACCGUUCCCGUUUCAUCCAACUGGUGCAGAAGACACGGCUAGAAGAGAGCAAGGAGCAGGUGGCAGCCAUGCAGGCAGGACUGCUAAAGGUGGUGCCACAGGCUGUGCUGGACUUGCUGACCUGGCAGGAAUUGGAGAAGAAAGUGUGCGGGGACCCAGAGGUCACUGUGGACGCUCUACGAAAGCUCACCCGGUUUGAGGACUUCGAGCCAUCUGACACUCGAGUGCAAUAUUUUUGGGAAGCACUGAACAACUUCACCAACGAGGACCGGAGCCGCUUCCUGCGCUUUGUCACUGGCCGCAGCCGUCUGCCAGCACGGAUCUAUAUCUACCCAGACAAACUGGGCUACGAAACUACAGAUGCGCUGCCUGAGUCUUCAACUUGUUCAAGCACCCUCUUCCUACCACAUUAUGCCAGUGCCAAGGUGUGCGAGGAGAAGCUCCGCUAUGCGGCGUACAACUGCGUGGCCAUUGACACUGACAUGAGCCCUUGGGAGGAGUGA
Puma concolor (puma) is the source of this 2586-nucleotide messenger RNA. RefSeq names its product HECT domain E3 ubiquitin protein ligase 3 (gene HECTD3). Gene Ontology annotation, molecular function: ubiquitin-protein transferase activity. NCBI's taxonomy places the organism in Eukaryota, Metazoa, Chordata, Mammalia, Carnivora, Felidae. Gene Ontology annotation, biological process: proteasome-mediated ubiquitin-dependent protein catabolic process. The record is from RefSeq and is a predicted model, not a curated record.